This is a messenger RNA of Cajanus cajan (pigeon pea), 1191 nucleotides long. Lineage: Eukaryota; Viridiplantae; Streptophyta; Magnoliopsida; Fabales; Fabaceae. The record is from RefSeq and is a predicted model, not a curated record.
AUGGAGAGGAGUAUGAUAGAUGCUGCAAGUGGUGGAGCACUUGGUGACAUGACCCCAGCUGAAGCAAGGCACUUGAUAGAAAAAAUGGCCUCCAACUCUCAACAAUUUAGUUGGAGAAAUCACCCCAAUCUCAGAUGGUCUAACCAGCAGCAGCAACAACAGCCAUCCCCUGCCUUCCAAAAUAUUGCUGGUCCCAGCAGAUAUGUGCCUCCCCCUAUCCAACAGCAACAAAGACAACAUGAAGCUCCUACACCACCAGCUCCUCAACCUUCUACUUGUGAACCUUCAUUGGAGGAGUUAGUGAGGCAGAUAACGGCACAGUCACAAAAUUCAGAUAGAUUGCCUUCUCAGAUUGUGCAGAAUCCAAAAAAUGUGAGUGUCAUCACAUUAAGGUCAUGGAAACAGAUUGACAUACCCAUUACAGUACCUCCACCUCCAUCUGCACCUGUGCCAGUACAAAUUCCAGCAUUUGCACCUGAGCGAAAUGAUGAACCAGUUGGUGCCCGAAAUUUCCAUGCAGGUGGACCUUCUUCCAGCACCAAUUUUGAUUUGCAGCAGCCUCCUAUCGCUCUUCCAUUUCCUCCUAAAUUGAUUCCAUGCAAAAAGAUGGAAGAGGUGGAUAAGGAGAUAUUAGAGACCUUCAGGAAAGUAGAGGUGAACAUACCUCUACUUGAUGCCAUAAAGCAAAUCCCGAGAUAUACAAAAUUCUUGAAGGAGCUAUGCACUCAUAAGAGGAAAAUGAAGGGAAAUGAGAGAAUCAACAUGGGCAGAAAUGUGUAUGCUUUGAUAGGUAAAUCUGUUCCGCACAUUCAUGAAAAAUGUAAGGACCCAGGUACUUUCUGCAUACCUUGUAUUAUUAGGAAUAGCAAAUUUGAAAAUGCCAUGCUUGAUUUGGGUGCUUCUAUAAAUGUCAUGCCUUUGUCCAUUUUUAAAUCACUGUCUCUUGGUCCUAUGCAACCUACGGGUGUGGUGAUACAAUUGGCAAAUAGAAGUGUCACCCACCCUACAGGUUUCAUUGAGGAUGUCUUAGUUCGGGUUGAGGUACAUGCUCUGGAACCCUUAGUUCCUUCUACUGUUCAACCAACACCCAUUCCAGAAUUAAAGCCUCUACUAGAAAACCUCAAGUAUGCUUACUUAGAGGAUGAUGAGAAGUUGCCAGUGAUCAUUUCUACCUCCCUUGAUGCUGUUUAA